Anastrepha obliqua is the source of this 744-nucleotide messenger RNA. RefSeq lists its product as uncharacterized. Lineage: Eukaryota; Metazoa; Arthropoda; Insecta; Diptera; Tephritidae. The transcript has 2 exons. Bases 1 to 744 code for a protein of 247 amino acids. The record is from RefSeq and is a predicted model, not a curated record.
AUGCCGCUACAUACCAAAAACUCCUUCUCAAUGCCGCGCACGAAUUUAGCACAGAGCGGAUCAAACGCAAACGGGACAACACAGUCAGCUCCCAUUAGCUGCAACAACAAUAUGAGCUCUACAUUAUCGCCAUGGAGCGCAGAGAGCAUAAGUUCUCAUAUCAACAGUCCCGUAUUCUCUGCAUCAUGCGUGAGCACAACAGGUAUGCCUACAACUACGACUACAAAUACAUCUACAACUUGUUCAAUCGUCUCCUUAAAUUCUACAACAACAACAACUGCAUCAACACAACUACUGCUAGCGACCCAUUUGUCAGCGUCUACACAAUCGGCUGCACUAAAAAAUCAACCUGUGGUUAAAAGAGCACGAAACUCACCCACAAAGGUCUCAACAUUGACUGCUAGUAACAAAAAAAUAAAAGCAACAUCAACCCUCAAUCAAAGUAAACUGCCAAACUACUGGCUGAGUGGAACUUCUUCUGCAAACAAAUUCGCAGCUUUAGAUGUGGAUGAUGGAGAAGAAAUUACUCAAACUGCAAACAGUGGACAAUUUAAAGAUUCACUGUCACAAAAUUUAAACAAAGACGAAAAAGAAAAAAAUAAUAAGCCACCGCCAAUAUAUGUGCAAGGUGUAGAAUACGAUCUGACAGUGGUGGCGGUGGAGGGCUGCAAGGAUGAGACAUUACUCUUUGGGUCUUGUUAUAUGCCACACGAUGAAGAAGCACCACAGACAGAACUUCGGUAG